AUGAUUUCAGAUCCUCUAUUAGCAUACAGUUGGUUCCCUGAAUCUGAGAAUUUGUACUUAUCACAUUUACAUGAAGUUGUUCUCUCAUUCUUGUUUUAUCAAAUUCUAUCUAGUUACGUUGCACCAAAGGUUAAUGAAUUAAUUUUCAAGAAACCUUAUGAAAACAUUACUGAUGAAAAAGCAAAGAUAGAUUUUGAUAUCCAUACAGUUUCAAUGGUUCAAUGCAUACUUUCUAUCAUUUUAGCUCUUCCUAGUUUACAAUUGCCUUUCAAUUUGAAUGUAGUUACUUAUCAAGAUGACUUUUCAUCUUUGGUAGCAGCAUUGACCGUCGGCUACUUUAUUUGGGAUUGUGUAAUUUGUGUUCGUUACUAUAAACUAUACGGAUUGCAAUUUUUGAUUCAUGCAUUGGUUUCGCUAUACGUCUUUGGGACAACUCUGCUUCCUUUCUGUCAACCAUGGAUUGGUAAAUUUUUACUCUUCGAAGCAAGUACACCGUUUGUCAACAUUAAUUGGUACAUUAUCCAAUUAACAAAAAUGUCAGAAAAAUUACAAAAGGGUUCCAAGACAAUUGAAAAAAAUAGUAAACCAAUUGUUCCAGUAUGGUUUAAUGUUUUCAAUGGUGUCAUAUUGAUGUUUGUAUUCUUCACUGUUAGAAUCUUAUGGGGGUUCUCUGCAGUUGCAAUCGUGGUAUAUGAAAUGUACAAGAUAAGAGAUCAAUUACCAAUGUUUUUAAGUGUCUCGGUCAUUUUAUUGAACAGUAUCAUGAACUAUCUGAAUGUGAUAUGGUUUUCCAAAAUGGUUUCUAUUGCAAGGAAACAAGCUUCCUCUUUCAAAAAAACCCAUUCUGAUUAA
Molecule: messenger RNA, 852 nt
Organism: Tetrapisispora phaffii CBS 4417
Lineage: Eukaryota; Fungi; Ascomycota; Saccharomycetes; Saccharomycetales; Saccharomycetaceae
Product: TLC domain-containing protein
Exons: 1
Coding region: 1-852 (283 amino acids)
Biological process (GO): lipid homeostasis
Cellular component (GO): membrane; endoplasmic reticulum
Source: RefSeq, a predicted model, not a curated record